AUGGCGGACCUUAGGCAAACCUGUCCUGAGCAUUCGUCCUAUCGCGUCCAUGUCUCACAGAAAACGUCUAUUCAGAGGAGGCUUUUCAUCCUGCUAUGCGUACUACUCGUGGACUCCGGAGGAGCCACUACUCACUGGGUAGUCACGGAAGAUGGGAAAAUCCAACAGCAAGUUGACUCUCCUUUGAAUCUCAAGCAUCCACAUGACGUUGUGAUCUUCAUGAGACAAGAGAACCGGGUUAACAACCUCAAGAAACUAGAGAAACAGCUGGUAGCACAGAAGAUUCACAUUGAGGAAAAUGAGGACAGGGACACGGGGCUGGAGCAGAGGCACUAUAAAGAGGAUGCUGACUGCGUCAUGGCCAAGGUGCCCCUUGGAGACCUGGACCUGUACGAUGGUACUUAUAUCUCCUUGGAGAGCAAAGACAUAAGCCCAGAAGAUUAUCUAGAUUCUAGGUCACCUCCUCCUCAAGAUCUGGAAAGACCUGACUGCGCCAAAGCGUUUGAGCUUCCCUAUAGUAUUCAUGCUUUCCAGCAUCUUAGGGGUGUGCAGGAAAGGGCAAAUCUAACCUCCCCGCUGCUUUCUAAGGAGGAUCCCAUCUUUAGCUCCCUGUCCCAUAAGCUUGGCCGCAGCAUUGAUGAGGUGGGCCAUCGUAUCCACCAGGCUUUACUGAGGAACUCAACAUCCUGGGUGAUAUACAACUUGGCAUCCUUCUACUGGCGCAUGAAGAAUGAGCCACGGAAAGCGGUGGACUGUGUGGUGCGCGCCCUGCACUUUUCCCCAAGGCAGCAUAAGGAUGUAGCCCUGGUUAACAUGGCCAACAUCCUGCAUCGUGCCCACUUCUCAGCAGAUGCUGCCAUCCUGGCCCAUGCUGCCCUGGACCUGACGUCCGAUCUUUUCACCAGCCACUACACUCUUGGAAACAUUUAUGCUAUGCUUGGGGAAUACAACCACUCGGUACUUUGCUAUGAGCAGGCACUGCAGGCCAAGCCAGGCUUUGAGCAGGCCCUCAGGAGGAAGCAUGCUGUGCUCUGUCAGCAAAAAUUAGAGCAGCGACUCGAAGCCCAGCACAGGUCCUUGCAGCGUACACUGAAUGAGCUGAAGGAGUACCAGAAGCAGCAUGACCACUAUCUGCGCCAGCAGGAGGUGCUGGACAAACACAAACUGCUGCAGGAAGAGCAGAUCCUGCGCAACAUCAUCCACGAGACCCAGAUGGCUAAGGAGGCCCAGCUAGGUAACCAUCAAAUGUGUCGUUUGGGCCAGCAGCAGCACAGCCUCUACUGUCCCUUUGACCUGCCUGUGCGCUAUCAUCGCGGUGACCUGUUUGAACAUGUCCACUAUGUCCAGUUUGGCGAAGAGGUUUCUGUGGCAUCCAGUGUGGCUCUAGUAUCUGAGCGCAGCUCCAACCAGACAGCAGCCAGUCCUCAACUCCACCCCUCUGUGUCUGGAGACCAGGACCCUGUAGCUGCCCUCUGGGGCAACCACCAGGCAUACUCACAGGACAUACAAAGGGUGCUGUGGCCUCAGAGGGCAGACUGUGCCCAUGAGUUCCCUAGCCUUCCCCCUGCCCAUCUGCUACCAACUUUCUACCUCCCACCUGAGACCGAGGGCCACAGCCCAGUGUCAACUGUCCUCUAUGGAAGCAGCAGUCCCCCUCAGACUGUAGCCUUGCCAGACUGCAGCCCUGUUUCCCAACCACCCCCAGCCCUCCUGCCUGCCUCCCUGGAUUGGCCUUUGGAGCGUGUGGAGCUGCCAGACCCCUUUGCUGCACAGGUACUGCAGUCACGCAGUGGAGGUUGGACCAUGGAGCAGAUUGGUUCCAGAAUAGCUCAAGCUUUGAAACAGGCCAAUGCCCCACGCUGGCAUGUCCACAAUGAGGCAGCUCUGUUUUGGAGGGCCAAAGGCAAUGGCAGCCGUGCCCUGCAGUGCCUGCGCCAGGCGUUGAACUCAGCCCCACCUUCCCACCACCACCUGGCCCUCAGCAAUGCCGCUAACCUGCUGCUGCAUCAUGGCUUGGCUGUCCAUGCACACACACUGCUGGAACAAGCACUGGCACUAAAUGCCACAGAGCCCCACACCCUGCUCAGCCUGGUGAGCGUGCAUUUAGCCCAAGGCAAUGUGACGGGAGCUCUGGCCCUGUUCCGCCUCAUCUUGGAGACGGCCCUUUCGUCCUCCUCUUCAGCCUCAUCUUUGGCAAGCUGCGAGCAAUGCCGGGUCAGCCUACCUCUGCUGCGCUGUCUGCAGUUCUACCCCUUCCUCUACAACCUUUCACAGCGGCAGUCCUGCCCACAGGGAGGUGUCUGCAUGGUAGAGGAAGACUUGGGCAUACAGCUGGAAGAGUGGGAGACCAGCAGUGAGGAGAAGCAGGACCCACCAGCUGUAUCCGCUAUGGAAGAGUCCCUGCUCUUUGAAAAAGUUGUCCUGGACAGCAAUGGCUCAGGUGAAGCAGCUAGCCAACAACGGGGUUCUCCCUCUGCCGUAGGGGCAACUAAAACCAGUACCGCAGUAGGAGGUGGAGGAGUAGAUGGUGAAGAGGAAUGGCAGCUGAAAGAGGAUCUAAUGGGAGCCUUUGAGGGGGCCCUGGAUGUAGGAGGUAAAAGAGGGGACCUGCGAGGUAUCCGCGUGCUGAAGAAUGACCGCGUUAUGGGGGCCCGAGCCGGGGGAGGCCCCUGCUUUGGAAACUGUGAGGACGAUGAUGGGGCAGAGUGGAUCACUUUCCAGGUGAAGAGGGUGAGGAAGGCCAAGGUGGAUGGGACUGAGGGUGGGACCAGCUCUGAUGACGGCCUGCAGGGGCAGUCUCUGCCUGGGGGACACUCUGUGCUUGAGAUCAGUGGGCCAACUAUCCCAUCACCCGGCCCUUCAGGCCGGUGGAGAGACUACACCAGUCUGGGCUGGCCAGGACCUGAGGAGUGCCAGCGAACACGAAGAGUGGAUCUCACCACUGUAGCAAGCACUUGGUUGGCUGUUUCUGCCAAGAACAUAGAUAUCACUGAACACAUAGACUUUGCCACUCCACUCCAGGAGCCAGCUGCUGAGCCUUUAUGCAAUGCUAACUUAGCUGCUAGCAUGCACACCUUAGACCACCUUGCAGGGGUAGCCAACCGCGCGGCCAUCCACUACACUGGUGAGAGCCAGCUUCGGGAGGUGCUGCAGAACCUCGGCAAGGAUAAGUUCUCCCCUCAGUCCUUUGAGCAGGUCGGCACACGCAUUGCCAAGGUGUUAGAGAAGAAUCAGACAUCAUGGGUGUUAUCCAGUAUGGCUGCCCUUUACUGGAGGGUGAAAGGCCAGGGCAAGAGAGCCAUUGACUGCUUGCGCCAGGCCCUCAACUGCGCCCCUCAUCAUAUGAAGGAUGUUCCCCUGAUAAGCCUGGCAAACAUCUUCCAGAAUGCUCGCCUAUGGGAGGAUGCCCUGACCGUGGCCCGCAUGGCCGUGGAGAUUGCCCCGCACUUUGUCGUAAACCACUUCACCCUAGCUAAUGUAUAUAUAGCAAUGGAGGAGUUCGAGAAGGCCAUGCACUGGUAUGAGUCCACUCUGAAGCUGCAGCCAGAGUUCGCCCCCGCCAAAGACCGCCUAAGAACUAUUCAGUGUUACCUGCUCACCAAGAGGGAACGCCGCCAGCCCUGAACCACUAAACCGUUUUGAUCCCAGGAGUAGCCCACACACACACACACACACACACACACACACACACACACACACAAGCACAUGUUAGUAGACUGCAACUUAUUUACGCACAAGAAACAGGGUACUUAUUUCUAGUGCAUUGGUGUUUGAUGUCCAAUGAAAUCGGGAAUUUUUUUUUUUUUUGGAUUUAUUAACAUGUUUAUGAAAAGUCAAAACCCGUUGAAAAUAGGCUUGAAAAGCUACUAAGUAAAACUGUAGAUAAUUUUGCCCCACAUCAUUUCAGUUGUAUGGAAGAACUUUUGUCAUACAAGUGUCCAUAAAGACAGUAGAUAUUUUAAUGUUUUUACAAAAGGAAGUGACAUCCUAACCAAAGGGAAUACUGGUAUAUGAUGUUGCACAACUCUUCCAAGGCAAUACAGCUAUUGUUUACUUCAUGUAUGUGAGUUGUGGCCUCAAGAUGGCGCCAUAUUUUAACUUAAUUUGACGUUUUAAUGCAGAGAGGGUUUUUUUUCUCACGAAGUCUUGCUGAGAUGGUAACAGAUGUUGCUUCUUUAUUCAAGGGUUAAAAGAGGUUGAUUUGAAUGAUGGCCUAAAUGCCACUUUUGUGUCUGUUUCAUACAAGGAAUUGAAAUUUUCAGUUUUUGCACUUUUUAGAUCAUUCCUAUUUAUGUGGGACCUAUAAGAUAUUUAAUUUUGCUGCAAGCAAAUAGUACCUUUCAAAAAUGUUGAAAUGAAAUAUGCUUCAUUUGCUUUUUAAUUUAUAAAAGUCACCUGGCAGAAAAGAUUCGCCAUUGGCCAUCUUUAAAAAAAAAAACUCAAAACUUGAGAUCUGUAUUAAUAAUUGUACAGUGUAAUGGCAGUGUGUGAAUAUAACUCCAUCAGUACAUAUUUUCCAAUGCAUCCAUUCAUUGUCUCUUUGGGAAAUAAACUCAAGGUGUCCCAUCUCCUUGAAGCUUAUGUUGA
Lampris incognitus (smalleye Pacific opah) is the source of this 4587-nucleotide messenger RNA. It is a transcript of the gene ttc17, whose product is annotated as tetratricopeptide repeat domain 17. The transcript has 25 exons. The record is from RefSeq and is a predicted model, not a curated record. The coding region runs from base 1 to 3624 and encodes 1207 amino acids. Gene Ontology annotation, cellular component: cytoplasm; actin cytoskeleton. Gene Ontology annotation, molecular function: protein binding. Gene Ontology annotation, biological process: actin filament polymerization; cilium organization. Lineage: Eukaryota; Metazoa; Chordata; Actinopteri; Lampriformes; Lampridae.